Molecule: messenger RNA, 2945 nt
Organism: Brassica napus (rape)
Lineage: Eukaryota; Viridiplantae; Streptophyta; Magnoliopsida; Brassicales; Brassicaceae
Product: la-related protein 1A
Exons: 15
Coding region: 153-2618 (821 amino acids)
Biological process (GO): mRNA stabilization; RNA processing
Cellular component (GO): ribonucleoprotein complex; nucleus
Molecular function (GO): RNA cap binding
Source: RefSeq, a predicted model, not a curated record
GUUAAGUGUUCAUCGCUUGCACUUAAAAACCGCCACCAAUACACACACACACGCACACACACUUCCUUCCUCUUCCAUACUUUUAAUCACAUUGCGUCUUCUCCUCCUCCCGAUCCUGCAAUCUCUUCUCUGCUUCUGAUCCCUUUCAAUUGAUGAUGGCGGAGACUGAGGGAUCAUUGGCCGAUGAUCGAGAAGUGAUCGGCGGUUUCGAGACUAAGUCUCCAUGGAAAACAACUGCUUCUCCUGUGGAAACCGUCGACGCUCCGGUAAUGGGUGCUCACUCGUGGCCUGCCCUCGCCGACGCGCAGCAACCGCGUCCUAAGAAUCUUCCGACGGCGGCUCCGCUGUCUAAAGCCAUUCCGGCCUCAAUCCCAGCUCCUGCUCAGGGUGUAGCUGGUCAAGGGAAGUCUAAGGGUGGUGGAAAGGGCAACCCUGCGCACAAGAAUCUAUCUGGCCGUCAUUCAAAGCCAGGCCCGAAGAGCAACCAAAGUGGUCCUCCUCCUCCCCCUCCUCCUUACGUGAUGCACGGUGUACCUUAUCAUCCCUCUCCUUUUCCACCAAUGGUGCCUCCCCCGCAUGCUACUGGUCCAGAUUUUCCGUAUGCUCCUUAUCCUCCUUACCCGGUUCCCGGAGCUCCUGUUGCAGAGUCUGGCAAUGAGAAGAAAGCUCAAGCUUCCCCUCUUCCACCUGUUUUGCCAGCUCCUCAGGGAGACCACCCUGGACAGCCUUGGCAGGAUCAGAGGGGGUUUGGCCCCAGGAACAUGCCACAUGGCGCUGCUGGACCGAGGAAUUUCGUGAGACCUCCGUUUAUGGGACAAGCUCCUGGGUUCAUGGUUGGUCCAGGUUCAGGAUUUCCCGGGCCUGUAUACUAUUUGCCGGUUCCACCCCCUGGAGCUAUUAGAGGUUAUCCUCUACGUUAUGCUCCAUACCCUGUUAACCAGGGUCCUCCAGGACAGUCUCCAGAAAAACUCGACUUGAAGGAUAGAGUCAUAAAACAAAUUGAAUACUAUUUCAGUGAUGAAAACCUUCAGAAUGAUAAGUACCUCAUAUCCUUGAUGGAUAAACAAGAAGGAUGGGUUCCCAUAAAAAUUAUAGCUGACUUCAAAAGGGUUAAGAUGAUGACGAUGGAUGUAGAGUUUAUUGUCUAUGCGUUGGGAUAUUCUAGUUCUGUUGAAGUGCAGGGUGAGAAGAUACGCAGGCGAGACGAGUGGGCUAAGUGGGUUCCUGCAUCUAAAAGGUCAGACUCUGAGGAAAAAGUUGGAGACAAUGACGGAGAUUCCCCAGAGAGUACAACAAGCAGAGAUAACUCUGAAAAACAGUCAAAUGAUACUUCAAAGCCUACUGCGUGCUCUUCAGAGGUACAGGGAGCUCAGCCAUCAAGAACCGAUGCUAAUGGAAGUGAUAUCCUGAAAUCAUCAUCAAGCGAACAAAGAAAUAUGGAUGACUUGUCAACCGAUUUUUCAAAUACUUUCUUGCUUGAUGAGGAAAUAGAUCUGGAGCAUAAAAGCCCUAGAAGGAGUGGACUUUCCGUGUGCAAAAGAAUUGAGGAUGAAGACGAUGAUAUUGCUGUUGAUGAUCAUGAUCAUGAUAUUCAGAAACUUGUAAUUGUCACCCAGAAUAGUGGGAGAAGUGAUGGCACUGGAAUCAGUGGGACAAAAGCAAAAAACAUUCCUAAGGAGCUUGCCUCCACUAUAAACGACGGUCUUUACUACUUUGAGCAGGAGCUGAAAAAGAAUCGACCUGGUCGUAAGAAGAACAAUUCCCAUUUAGAUAGCAGAGAUGGAAAAGUGAAAGGCGGAGGACUGAACAUUAAACUAGGUGAAAAUUCCGCAGCGAAUGGAGGUGAAGAGCAUAGUAUUAGGAGGAAGCAAAAUAAGGGAACCCACAAAAAUCAAAUGGCCCAUGUACGGAGGUUCUUUUCCGGCAACACAAGGAACCAUGGGGCUGUUUCUGAAAGUCCGCCUAGUAGCUCCAUUGGAUUUUUCUUUGGUUCUACACCACCAGACAGUCAUGGCCACAGGCUUUCAAAAUUGAGUUCAUCACCACAGUACUCUCUCUCUGGCAGCAGUCCACCUGUGGGGUCUUUACCAAAAUCAUUUCCACAUUUUCAACAUCCGAGCCACCAACUGCUUGAAGAGAAUGGGUUUAAGCAAGAAAAGUACUUGAAGUAUCGCAAGCGGUGCUUAAACGAAAGAAAGAAGCUGGGCAGCGGAUGCAGUGAGGAAAUGAAUCAUUUGUACCGAUUCUGGUCGUAUUUCCUCAGAGAAACGUUUGUUCCGUCUAUGUAUGAAGAUUUCCGGAAGUUUGCUCUUGAGGAUGCAGCUGGCAAUUACUACUAUGGGUUGGAGUGUCUCUUUAGGUUCUAUAGCUAUGGCCUGGAGAAGCAAUUCGAUGAAGACCUUUACAAGGACUUUGAGCAGCUAACACUUGACUUCUACCACAAGGGAAACCUAUAUGGCUUGGAGAAAUAUUGGGCUUUCCACCAUUACCGAGGGCAAAAAGAACCGAUAAAGAAGCACCCUGAGCUAGAGAAGCUACUGAAGGAAGAAUACCGCAGCUUAGAUGAUUUCCGAGCCAAGGAUUCAGCCACCAGCCAAAAAGAAAACAAGUCUCACUGAUGACUUGAAAGAGACAGAAAAGCAGAGACAUAUCAUAGGCUACUGCUUAUCACUAAGCAAAUGAUCCUUAAACCUUGACCUACAAUUUUUGUGCAUCUCUUCUUCUGGGGGAAGAGACCAACCAAGUGAAGCCAUAACUCUUGAGUUUUCAAGGAUAUUUUUCCUUGUUGGUGUAAUCUCUUUUUUGUACAUAUAGGGAUUUCAUUUUCUAAUUGCUCAAUUUUGAAAAAAAAAGAACAAGAAAAAAGAGAGGUGGUUGUAGUCUGUAGAAACAAUAAGAGAUGUUUGUUUUACUUGAGAUUAUGGUACAUUUUUUGUUUUUGUAAA